AUGGGUGAGGAGAUGGGCAAGGCCUGGAAAGGGCAAGGCGGAGGAAUUCAAGGCGCUGCGACGGCCGUGGGGGAUAUGGUUGCCGAAGAGACGAAGAGUAGUGGGCAGAAGAAAGGGGAUGCUGCGAAUUUGUCGUUGAAUGAGUUUUCCAAAGGGACGAAGAGGAGUGGUGAUACGGUGCAGGGAACUGGAAUUGAUGCUGGGAAACAAGUUGAGAAUCAGGAGAGUGGGAGUGCGGACCAUUUGGGUAUGGGAAUGAGGAAGGCUGCUUGA
Messenger RNA from Ramularia collo-cygni, 273 nucleotides. RefSeq lists its product as uncharacterized. The record is from RefSeq and is a predicted model, not a curated record. Bases 1 to 273 code for a protein of 90 amino acids. The transcript is spliced from 3 exons. NCBI's taxonomy places the organism in Eukaryota, Fungi, Ascomycota, Dothideomycetes, Mycosphaerellales, Mycosphaerellaceae.